AUGGAGUUGGAGUCAAAUCUUAGAGAAGAAAACCUCAGCACCGAAAUCUGCAAGAAAGAUGAAUUGUUAUCAUCAUUUGAAAAUUUUGCAUCAGCAAAAGGUAAUAAUUAUCUACAAGAAUUUCAUCACUUGGAUCAUCAACUUCAUCCCAUUGCUAAUUCAUCCUCAAAUAAUCAUGUCAUGGAAGACGAAAAUCUGUGUAGUAAUUUCGAUUCUUUGAACAAUAAUCAAUACUCACAUGGUAUUGAUCAAGAAAUGUACGAGUUUAACUAUAAAGGAAAUGCUGCAGCAGAUCAAGUGAUGGACAAUUUCCAAAACUGUGGAGAUUAUUAUUACUAUUGCAACAAUUUUCAUCAAAGGAACCAUCAAAUUGAAAUAAUGGGAUUGGAAAGAAACUCCAUUAACAUUCCAUUGAAUUUCCCAGAAAUAAAACCUGUAAAUUUCAUGGUACCUGAUGAAGUUUCCAGCAUAGAUUCAGCAAGAAAUGGGCAUAUUCAGAAAGGUAUUAUCAAUAAUAAGAAUGUUAAUUUUUCAUCUUUGUUAAGAACAUCUAAAGGUCGAAAGAAGCCAAAUGUGAUCAAAGGCCAAUGGACAGUUGAAGAAGAUAGAAACAGGCUUUUGAUUCAAUUGGUUGAACAAUAUGGAGUGAGAAAAUGGUCUCAUAUUGCACGCAUGUUGCCAGGGAGAAUAGGAAAACAGUGUAGAGAAAGAUGGCAUAACCAUCUCAGGCCUGACAUUAAGAAAGAUACAUGGAGUGAAGAAGAGGACAGGGUAUUGAUUGAAGCACAUUCAGAAAUAGGGAACAAAUGGGCAGAAAUUGCAAAGAGAUUACCUGGAAGAACUGAAAACUCGAUCAAAAACCAUUGGAAUGCAACGAAGAGAAGGCAAUACUCGAAGCGAAAAUGCCGAUCCAAAUAUCCCAGAUGCUCUCUUCUACAGGAUUACAUUAAGAGCCUGAAUCUGGACUCCAAUACCGCCGUUCGCCACCAGAAGAAAAGCUCUGCCGCCAUCUCCUCCGCCGUCAACAAUAAUAACAAAUCAAAAUCGGCUGAUCAUCACUAUCACCAUCAAGUACAAACCACUGAUUUUUGCCCGAACGAUUGGACGGUUCCGGAUUUCGAUUUCAAGGAAGAACCAGAGUUUUACCUCGACGAUAGUUUCUUUCCGGAAGGAUGUAGCAUUAACUCGCUCAUGGAGGAUAUUGUUGGCGCUUCUGUUGAUGAAGCUAAUAAUUAUGAUCGGAAAAGAUACAACGACAAUAACGAUGAAUCGGUUGAGCUUCGUUGCGUUGAAAUGAAUAAAUUACAGUAUUAUGCUCCGGUGAGUACGGCGGUGGCGGGGAUGGAGUUUGAAGUGAAGAAAGAACUCGACUUAGUAGAAAUGAUGACUCAAGUCAAUGAAGUGAACAGCAUGAUGAAAUAAUGAAUCAAUGUGUGGGAACAAAAUCUAAAUAGC
Cucumis sativus (cucumber) is the source of this 1455-nucleotide messenger RNA. Its product is annotated as transcription factor MYB98. The record is from RefSeq and is a predicted model, not a curated record. Gene Ontology annotation, molecular function: DNA-binding transcription factor activity, RNA polymerase II-specific; RNA polymerase II cis-regulatory region sequence-specific DNA binding. Gene Ontology annotation, cellular component: nucleus. Bases 1 to 1422 code for a protein of 473 amino acids. Lineage: Eukaryota; Viridiplantae; Streptophyta; Magnoliopsida; Cucurbitales; Cucurbitaceae. The transcript is spliced from 3 exons. Gene Ontology annotation, biological process: regulation of DNA-templated transcription.